Hippocampus comes (tiger tail seahorse) is the source of this 354-nucleotide messenger RNA. Its product is annotated as mitogen-activated protein kinase kinase kinase 5-like. NCBI's taxonomy places the organism in Eukaryota, Metazoa, Chordata, Actinopteri, Syngnathiformes, Syngnathidae. The annotation marks the transcript as partial. The transcript is spliced from 2 exons. The record is from RefSeq and is a predicted model, not a curated record.
UGUCACCCUUACCUGCCACCAUCAUUCCCUCACAGAUGUGGCCGUGGUGGAGAUGAGCGACUCUUUCUGCCAAGCGUCCCUCUUCUAUCACCUGGGAGUCAGAGAAAGUUUCAGCAUGACCAACAACAUCAUCCUGUAUCGUUAUGAGGAGGACACAGACCUGCAGGCUGUGAAGGAGCAGUGUGGAAGCUACACUUUCCUCCCUUACGUGGUGACGCCUCAGGGCAAGGCGUUCGCCUGCGACGGCGCCGUGAUGACCGGCAUCAAAGAGCUGAUGCAGCCCGCUUUCCAGCUGGAUUCGCUUCUCACGCCGCUGACCGAGAGACUCGCACAUUUGCUCAACGACGUGGAUGU